This is a messenger RNA of Carassius carassius (crucian carp), 1107 nucleotides long. Its product is annotated as protein amalgam-like. NCBI's taxonomy places the organism in Eukaryota, Metazoa, Chordata, Actinopteri, Cypriniformes, Cyprinidae. Gene Ontology annotation, cellular component: membrane. Gene Ontology annotation, biological process: cell-cell adhesion. The record is from RefSeq and is a predicted model, not a curated record. Gene Ontology annotation, molecular function: integrin binding. The transcript is spliced from 5 exons. Bases 124 to 1089 code for a protein of 321 amino acids.
UCAUUAUCGUGUGCUCGAGGUACAGCUUUUCAGUCACAGACUGUACAUUGAGAGUUACUGUCAUAAAGUUUGGUCUAUUUACAACAUUUUCUGUUCAAUUGCUUUUCCCUGAGCACAUUGAAUAUGUUUCAACAUUUCUUUGGAUUUGUAUAUCUCUCUGCAGUUUCACAGCUUGUGAGUCUCAGAGGUGCACAAGCUGAUUGUCCUGUUCAGUUCAGCCAGCAGCGUGUUGUUGUGAGAUACAAAGGUUCUGUAGCAGUUAACUGUAGCACUUCAGUCACACAUAAAGGGAUGGGAUUGGAAGCCAGUGAAGGAGCAGUGCCCUUAACCAGUAACAGUCUGAUCACAUGGAGAGUGUCACACCUGACAGAAUGGGACAUACACCCAUUCUGCUUCAUAAACUAUGAGGGACAGUGUGUAGUAGAGCUCCCAGUCACUAUUUACAAGACUCCAGACAGUGUGUCCAUCAGCUUUGUGAAUCACAGAGGACCAAUGAUAGAGGGACGGCAGUAUGAGCUUCAGUGUGAUGUUCACGAUGUGGCUCCUGUUCAGUAUCUCACUGUCAAAUGGUAUAAAGGACAGACUCUGCUGGAUCAAACCAACUUCACUGAGGAUAGCAGGACUCCAGUGAAUGUAACCACCACACUCCUGAUCCGUCCAGUCAGAGCUGAUGAUGGAGCUCAAUACUGGUGUGAAGCAGAGCUGGAUCUGGGAGCAGAAGGACCUCAACCUCCUCCAAAAGAAACAUCAGACCCUCUCUACAUUACUGUACAUUAUAAACCAAAACACUCCAGUUCAACAGAGUUCAACAUCAUUCAAAAGGAUGAGGUUAAACUAACGCUAAACUGUACAGUGAAAGCAAACCCGGCUCCUACAUACACAUGGCACUCAGAUCAUCUGAAAGAGGAGAUAAGCUCCUCAGUGCUCCAGUCCUCCACACUCAGUCCAGGAAACUACAUGUGCCACGCCACAAACUAUCUGGGAAGUGACAGCAAAGUGUUCAUCUUUGAAUCUACAGGUGGUCGUCCCACAUUCUGGACUGUUCUUAUUUUCUUCCAGUUGCUGGUUGCAUUGAUCAUUGCCAUUUAACUCUUUUAAGUGUUUUCA